Parathielavia appendiculata is the source of this 3003-nucleotide messenger RNA. Its product is annotated as DUF747-domain-containing protein. Bases 1 to 3003 code for a protein of 1000 amino acids. Lineage: Eukaryota; Fungi; Ascomycota; Sordariomycetes; Sordariales; Chaetomiaceae. The record is from RefSeq and is a predicted model, not a curated record. The transcript is spliced from 2 exons. Gene Ontology annotation, cellular component: endoplasmic reticulum membrane.
AUGGAAAGCACAGGGCAGGGCGCUGCCGAGGCGCCGUCGUUGGCGAAUGACGUGCACAUUGUUGAGGACUCGACUGCUGCAUCCGCAUCUAGAACUGGCAGACUGGGCAUUGCAAGGAACACAAAUGACAGCCAACAAACAUCCGCCCAUCUUCCAUCUCCGAUUGCAACCCAGAGCGAUCCACCUCCGAGACCUCGAGCAGAAUCGAACAUACCUUGUGAACAGACGCUUUCAAGUCCGAACAUAGGCGUACCUACUCCCGACCCGUCCAGCGACAGCCAGAGCGAUGCCGACCCCUCCCGCGAGCUUCCCUCCGUCGGGUCGGCCGCAUCGGGUCCUGUGCCCGGGAAGACCCAGGCCACCAAGUCGCGGACCAGAUCCAACACAAAGACGAGCAACCCGGAUGGUGUUAGGCGCCUGUCCGCCUCCAAGAUGCAGGAAUUGACCACCGCCCCGGGGUCGCUCCCUGUUGCCGGUAUUACUCCGCGCACAAUAAGUGAUGCUCCGCUGACGGCCGGCAUUGUUGAGGCAAGCAUGCGGCUGUCCAGGGCGACAGAGGGCUACGCUUCGCAGCCAAGCCAAGCCGACGUGCUGCCAUCAGCACGAAAAGGAGGGUUAAACCCGGGGACAGCGCCGGCACGGCCAGCAGUAGGCUCUCGAACCGUGUCGACGCCGCCCUUUGGCCGAAGCGAGACUGCAAACCAGCGCUCUCGCCGCAACUCGUUCCAGCCAGCGCCCCGGCCGGCGCCCCUGAACCUCGACGGCCGAAGCAACCACGCGGCAACCACCACCGUGACCGGUGCGCAGCCUCCAAAAGCCCCGGACGAGCCGGCCCCGCCAUCCCCGAUCCCGCCGGCGAUACCGUUGCCCCCAAUGUCCAUCCCCACCCUAUUGCAGCUAGAGCUGGCCGGGCAGCGACCAAGCCCGUUGUAUAUCCACCACUCAUACACCAGCGACAUACCGUACGAAUCCAGUGCCAUCAAAUUUGAGCGUCUCAAGAACUUCCUGCUGCUGCCCUGGUUCCUCGAGAGGGCCAUGACGUUUGGCGCCGCCGCUUGUUUUGAUGCCUGGCUGUGGACUUUUACCGUUCUGCCCAUGCGCUUCUGCAUCGCUGCGUCUGUGUUGGUGCGAUGGUGGGUUUAUGUCGUUGGCAAGGAGAUUAGGUGGAUAGUGGGUUUUGUCUGGUACGGACUGGGACGGAUGUGGCGUCGCGGACGUCGGGGACGUGCCAGAUCAGAGCCUAGCGGCCAAGAUCAUCAGACCACCACUUCGAGAAGUAGGAGCCGCGUACCGGCUUCCGCUCCCAAUGGAACUACUAAUGUUGUCGUUGGCACAUCUGGCGCUGAUACAACAUUACCCCUCCCAGAGAGAUCGCGUCCCGGCAACGGCACGGUGCCAUCGUCCAUAAGACCAGGUGCUAUUCCUACCUGCUCAUAUCGACAUCGCCGGACGAAGUCCAGCCCCUCGAAUCUGACUUCCUUCCACAAGGCCGACCUGCUGCAGGGCGCCAUCCUCAUCUGCAGCUCUGUUGCCUUGAUGAACCUCGAUGCCAGCCGCAUGUACCACUUCAUUCGGGCCCAGUCUGCCAUCAAGCUGUAUGCUAUCUACAACCUCCUCGAGGUCGGCGACCGGCUGCUGUCUGCUCUCGGCCAGGACAUAUUCGAGUGCCUGUUCAGCACCGAGACGCUGUCGCGAAACAGCUCGGGUCGCUCAAAGGUGAUGCUGCCGCUGGGGAUGUUCCUGCUCGCCCUCGUCUACAACGUCCUGCACUCAGUCAUUCUGUUCUACCAAGUCAUUGCCCUCAACGUGGCCGUCAACUCGUACUCCAACGCACUCCUGACCCUGUUGCUGUCGAACCAAUUCGUCGAGAUCAAGAGUGCCGUGUUCAAGCGCUUUGAGAAGGAGAACACGUUCCAGCUCGCCUGCGCCGACAUUGUUGAGCGCUUCCAGCUGUGGAUCAUGCUGAUCAUCAUCGGCAUGCGCAAUGUGGUUGAAGUGGGCGGCCUCUCUGUGCCUGGGGCCGGCAGCGAGGACAGCGGGCCGAGCAGCCUCCCACUGCACACUUCGUCCAUCCUUCCAGCCAGCUUCACCAUCCUGCCGUCGUGGCUGUGGUCAGGCGAGGUUCUGUCGCCGUUCAUCGUGGUCAUUGGCAGCGAGAUGAUUGUCGACUGGAUCAAGCACGCCUACAUCAACAAGUUUAACAAUAUCAAACCGACCUUUUACGGCAGAAUUCUGGACAUUCUUUGCAAGGACUACUACACCAAUGCCUUCGUAACCCCUUCCCUAACCCGGCGCCUCGGCCUUCCGCUCCUUCCGCUCUCGUGCCUCUUCAUCCGCGCCUCAGUCCAAAUCUACAACAUGUUCCUCGCUACCCACCUACCAACGCCCCUUCCCCCAUCAAGCCAAACCUCGCUCUCAGUCGAAAACGCAACCCCCUCUCCCGCCAUGCUAGCUGCCCUCGACCGGCUAGAUAACCUCAUCCGCACCGCCCUAGGCCGCUCGGUAUUCGGCUAUCCCUACGCGGCGGACUUCUCAGAGAAUGGCACGGCCGAUGGGCCUUCGCCUGCAACCACCGCCGCCGCCGCUUUCUCGAGGCUGUGGGAAUUCUUCCCCUUCACCAGCGACGAUUGCAUCGCGGCGCUGACCAUGGUGGUUGUCUUUUUGCUCAUCUUCCUCGUCCUGUUGGUCGUCAAGCUGCUGCUGGGCAUGGUGCUGCUGCGGUAUGCCCGGGACAGGUAUGCGCGGAUGAAGGUCAAAGAGCAUGCCGUUGCGGCGGGCCGGGCCGAGAGGGAGUCGUUUGAUGCGCAGGGGAAGCGUGUGGGUGGGUAUGGGCAGGUCGAGGUUGGCGAGGAGAGGAGACGGUGGAUCUUUGGGGAUGAUGUUGAGGGGUUGAAGAAGGCGAGGGAGAAGGAGAGGAAGGCGGAGGGGAACGUGGAGAGGGACAAGGAGAAGGAUUUUGGGAGGGUUAUGAGGUAUGAGAUGGUUGCGAGGAGAAUCUGGUAG